Messenger RNA from Kluyveromyces lactis, 273 nucleotides. It is a transcript of the gene AGA2, whose product is annotated as Aga2p. Gene Ontology annotation, molecular function: cell adhesion molecule binding. Gene Ontology annotation, biological process: agglutination involved in conjugation with cellular fusion. The record is from RefSeq and is a predicted model, not a curated record. The transcript has a single exon. NCBI's taxonomy places the organism in Eukaryota, Fungi, Ascomycota, Saccharomycetes, Saccharomycetales, Saccharomycetaceae. Bases 1 to 273 code for a protein of 90 amino acids. Gene Ontology annotation, cellular component: fungal-type cell wall.
AUGCACUCACCAACACUUUACAUUUCCCUCGCUAUUCUAACUCUGUCCAUUUUCGUAAACACACAGAGUGUAAGCACUUACUUCUCAACAUCCUGUGAAACAAUUCCGGAGCCAUUUUUAGAGACAACUCCGAUCUCUACAAGAACAAGAACAAUGACUUCCAACGGAGAAACUUUCAUCGGAAUCACUGAAGUAUACCAAUCUAUUACAUAUGUUUCUGAUUGUGUUACCGAUGAUUAUGACGAAUACACAUCAACGCUUGUUAUCUGGUGA